Emiliania huxleyi CCMP1516 is the source of this 1257-nucleotide messenger RNA. RefSeq lists its product as hypothetical. Gene Ontology annotation, biological process: amino acid transmembrane transport. The transcript has 5 exons. The annotation marks the transcript as partial. Lineage: Eukaryota; Haptophyta; Isochrysidales; Noelaerhabdaceae. The record is from RefSeq and is a predicted model, not a curated record.
AUGUCCGUCGAGUCGCCUGCGGCCGGCAAGGCGGUCGCUCCAAGCGGAGACUUCACUCCGCCGCCUCCGACGAGCUCACUCGCGGGCGCCAUCGCGCUGGUCGCCGGCACGACCGUCGGCGCAGGCAUCCUCGCGCUUCCGGCCAAAACGCUGGCCGCGGGCAUCGUUCCCACGACCGGCACGCUGCUCGCGUCGUGGGUGUACAUGGCCUCGUCGGGGCUCCUCAUCGCAGAGGUGAACGUCAACACGCUCUGCGCGCUCGAGCGGUCCGCCGUCUCGCUCUCGACGAUGACAGAGGAGACGCUGGGUGUGGCGGGGUCGCGGGUGAGUUCGCUCGCGUACGUCUUCAUCCACUACACCCUCCUCGUCGCGUACAUGCUGCAGGGAGGCACACUCCUCCUCGAGCUCGGCGCGGCGCUGCCUCCGCUCGCGGCGCUGCCCGCCGCCACCGCCGGCCCUCCACUCUUCGCGGCGCUGCUCGGCGGCGCGCUGCUGCUGUGCCCGCCCGCGGUGGUCGAGAAGGUGAACGCGGUGCCCGCUAUCCCGGUGAUGGUGCUCUCCCUCGUCUACCACAACGUGGUGCCAACCAUUUGCUACCAGCUCGGCUGCGACCUGCCCCGCAUCCGGACCGCCAUCCUCGCCGGCUCCGCCAUCCCCACCCUCAUGUUCAUCGCCUGGUGCGCCGUCAUCCUCGGCUCGGUGCCCUUCGACGCCGCCGACGCCGCUGUCGCGGCGGGGGAGACCUUCGACCCGCUCGCGCUGCUCCGCUCCUCGGGCGACGCGUUCGGCGAGGUCGUGCGCGUCUUCUCGCUCCUCGCCGUCUCCACCUCCUUCGUCGGCUUCUACUACGGCCUCACCGACUUCUUCGCCGACGCGCUCGGCCUGGACCAGCGCAACGAGCGGGCGGCGGCGGCGGGCGGCGGCGCGGCGGCGGCGGCCGGCGCGGGGGAGCGCGGGGAGGAGCCGAGGGAGGAGGGGGACGCGGCGGCGAGGCGGACGCCGCAGCAGCGGGCGCUCCUCACGGCGCUCGCGCUGCUGCCGCCGCUGGGCUUCGCCCUGUCGGACCCGUCCAUCUUCUUCUCGGCGCUCGACAAUGCGGGCACCUACGGCAUCCUCACGCUCUUCGGCAUCAUCCCGGCGGCGAUGGCGUGGGCGCAGCGCUACGGCGACGGCGACGCGGAGCCGGGCGACGCCGUCGCGCCGGCCGCGCUGCCCGGCGGGCGGGCGACUCUCGUCGCGAUGAUCGUGGCGGCGGGC